CAGACUGCAUGUGGUCAGACUCAGAAAUUGCAUAUAAAAAUAUUUAAAAACUGUAAAUAGUGCCAGAGUGGUGUUACAUGUAGGAAAUACCAAACCAUGAAGAAAUAAGCAUGUUUUUUGAGCCUUUGGGUGCGGUAACCGUUCUCCUCACUGACGUUAGCAGAUGUUAAAUGGCCUGGAAUGGUGGCUGAAAGGAGUCAGAGAUCGGAGUGCCCACUUAUUAAGGUAGCAAAAGACUGCCCUGAAGUAAAAUACUAAUUCUCAAAAUGGUGCAGUUUUCUACGUUGUUAUAUGUUAGCCUCAUUACGUCAGUAGCAGCACAGUUUUCUGUCUUGAUUACAGACAAAGAAGUAGUGGGAAAUGUUGGUGAUGAUCUGGUCAUUGGAUGUAACUUUACAAAAACUGGCUCAUUUAGAAGUAAUUUUCACAUCCACUGGUAUUACUUGAAAAAAGAUAAUAAAAGCACUGUUCAUGCUUACUAUGGUGGUGCGGACAGACUAGAGGACCAGGAUGUAGCCUACCAGGAUCGAACUCAGCUGUUCCACAGUGAAUUCCCAAAUGGUAAUGCUUCACUGAAGCUGUACAAACUAGAAACCUCUGACAGUGGAGUGUAUCAGUGCAUCGUAACGAAUGGGCAGGAACAAGCACAUGAUAACGGAAGCCUAAAAAUCCAUGAAGUGAAGACAAAUGAAUUUUCAGGAGGAGGAGUCCCUUUAUGGCUUAUAAUUGGUAUUAUUGCUGUCAUUCUAAUCAUCAUCUUUAGCAUAAUCAUCGCCUUCAACAUGAAAACUGGAGGAUUUUACUUGUAUCAAAGAUGGAGGAUUUUUAAAAUAAAAAGACGGAUUUCUAAUUAUCAUGGGAAAAGCAUAACAAUAAAAGUAAUUGGAAUGAAAAAGCAUGGGGGCCCAUCGCUGGUUAAUUCCUGUUAUUACGUUAAGUUUGAUUUACCACUGAGUGACUGGGCAGGAGCCGAAGCUGAUUCAUAUGUUAAGAAACCACUUACUUUAGAACUGAACUUAACAGACUUCAUAAAAAUUGAGAAAGAGGAGCCCAUGGACGAUGUACAGGAAGAUGGCACUUUCUGGAGUUCAAGGAAAUCGUAUUAUAUUGACAAGUGGAGAGAAAGCAAUGACCUGGUAUUCAUUUUUGUUAUCAGAAAUGACUACACAACCAAUGAUCAGACAGAGACAGAAAUACAAGCACUAUUUGAAGAUGUGAAAAACCUAACAGGCACUUUUCCUCUACCGGUAGUAACAAUGAAGUCUCUUGGAACCCCAAAGCAUAUGAAAUCUAUUUUGGAAAACCUUGGAUUUCAUCCUGUGUUCAACAUAGAUAAUUACACUCAGCAAAAUCCACAACGGAAUCCUAGAAAAGAUCUUACAUUCCUGGAGCUUCUUGAGGCCUGCAUAGAAAAAGAAAUGAAAUUAAAAGACUCUAAUGAAAAUAAGCAUGUCAGCUAGCUUAAAAGUACAGGUAAUCUCCCCAAACAGAAGCUACAGAACUGUGUGGAAAUAUAUGCUGGGGGACAUUUUAAUAGUUUACUUAUCUUAUAUUUAUAAACAAACUGCCUAUUGCUAUAUAUAUAUAUAUAUAUAUAUAUAUAUAUAUAUAUAUAUAUAUAUAU
Protopterus annectens (West African lungfish) is the source of this 1624-nucleotide messenger RNA. RefSeq lists its product as uncharacterized. Lineage: Eukaryota; Metazoa; Chordata; Ceratodontiformes; Protopteridae. Gene Ontology annotation, biological process: positive regulation of T cell proliferation; cell surface receptor signaling pathway; negative regulation of T cell proliferation. The coding region runs from base 267 to 1460 and encodes 397 amino acids. The transcript is spliced from 7 exons. The record is from RefSeq and is a predicted model, not a curated record. Gene Ontology annotation, cellular component: external side of plasma membrane.